CGUUACCGCCACAGCUGAUUUCUGCCACAGAAUGACAGAAAGGGCAGCACUUCCCUCCAUGUCCCUCCUCUCCGCCCUCGACUCCAGAUUCAGUAUAGAUCCAUCGGCACCACGCUCAAAGCAGUAUCUCCACCACUUUUUGCCUUUUCCAGCCUGCUCUGUGUGAUACAGACGAUUGGAUUGGACUGAAUCAAGAAAUCGCCCAGAACGACAAGACAUUCCCGUCCUUGGACCAACAUGGCCGACAUUACCGACCAGCACGACCAGACCUCGCAGCCCGAGCUCGACGAGGCAGGCAAUGGCGCGACAGCCCCUCAAGAGAGCCGCGGCGUGAAGCGUCAGCGCGGCGCGGGAGCCGACGACGACGACGACGAUGACGAGAAGGGUAACCGCGAGCGUCGCAAGAUUGAGAUAAAGUUCAUCAACGACAAGUCGCGUCGCCACAUUACCUUCUCCAAGCGCAAGGCCGGCAUCAUGAAGAAGGCCUACGAACUCUCCGUCCUUACCGGUACCCAAGUUCUUCUCCUCGUUGUGUCCGAGACGGGCCUUGUCUACACCUUUACGACCCCGAAACUGCAGCCACUUGUCACCAAGGCAGAGGGCAAGAACCUCAUUCAGGCUUGUUUGAACGCUCCCGAACCCGCCAACGGCAACGAGGGAGGUGUCGACGGCGCCGACCAGGUUGACUCCCCCGAAGAACCUGCGCCCCAGCACAUGCCUCCCCAAGGCGGCCGCGCUGGCAUGCCCCAAAACCCCCAUAUGCCUGCGGGCAACUACAUGCCGCCUAACAUGCCCAUGGACCCGCAGCAGGCACUGGCAUACCAGAACUACGUCCAGAGGAAUCAGCCGUAUGGGUCCGGUAUGCCUCAGCAGCCUGGCAUGCCGCCCAGCGGUCACCACCAGUCUUGA
This is a messenger RNA of Emericellopsis atlantica, 909 nucleotides long. Its product is annotated as SRF-type transcription factor (DNA-binding and dimerization domain)-domain-containing protein. Bases 238 to 909 code for a protein of 223 amino acids. The record is from RefSeq and is a predicted model, not a curated record. Gene Ontology annotation, biological process: positive regulation of transcription by RNA polymerase II. Gene Ontology annotation, molecular function: DNA-binding transcription factor activity, RNA polymerase II-specific; RNA polymerase II cis-regulatory region sequence-specific DNA binding; protein dimerization activity. Lineage: Eukaryota; Fungi; Ascomycota; Sordariomycetes; Hypocreales; Bionectriaceae. The transcript is spliced from 3 exons.